Messenger RNA from Pyrus x bretschneideri (Chinese white pear), 1707 nucleotides. Its product is annotated as stemmadenine O-acetyltransferase-like. Bases 134 to 1555 code for a protein of 473 amino acids. The record is from RefSeq and is a predicted model, not a curated record. The transcript has a single exon. NCBI's taxonomy places the organism in Eukaryota, Viridiplantae, Streptophyta, Magnoliopsida, Rosales, Rosaceae.
AGGAAAGAGAGAUAAAGAAGAAAGGGAGAGAGGAUGAUAUGAGUGAAAAACGAGAGAGAAAGAGAGGGAAGUUAAUGAGACCUGUUGGACUCGCGUGGCGCGUCAGGUGUUAGGUUCUCGUAGGGCUCCCACAAUGUCUAUAAAUCUGAUCCCAUUUACAAAUUUAGUUUUACCAUCCCAUUCCAGAAGGUAUCAACUUGAGCCGAAGAAAAUGGCCACCGAAUCCAUCGAGGUUGAAAUCGUCGAUACACAAACAGUUAAACCAUCCUCCCCAACUCCUCAAGACCUCAGAAAUUUUAAGCUCUAUCUUUUGGAUUUAUUUAUGCCUGGAAUUUACAUCAAAUUCCUUCUCUUCUAUCCCAAUGUUGCUAGUACUACUACAACUCAUACUGCCAAGGCCAUUAAUGACAAAUAUCAGCAUCUAAUAGAAUCAUUAGCUAAAACUCUCACUCACUACUACCCUUUCGCAGGAAGAAUAAAAAGUAAUGUCGCAGUCGAAUGUAAUGAUGACGGAGCCCAAGUCGUGAAAGCCCAUGUCAAGUGCUCUUUAUCAGACAUUUUCGAACGCCCAGAUCCAGAGAUGUUAACACGAUUGCUUCCAACUGGGGCUGAGUCCACAGAAGCAGAAGCAGGCCCGCGCGCAUUGCUUUAUAUACAAGUCAACUUGUUUGAGUGUGGUGGAAUGGCAGUUGGGUUAGGCUUUUCACAUAAGAUUGCUGAUGUCUCAACUGUAUGCACAUUCAUCCAUUGUUGGGCAGCAACAGCCCUUCAAUCCAACAAGGUAAUCCUACCCCAAUUUGGCGGUGUUGCGUCUUCUUUUCCACCCCUAGAUUUCCCCCUCUGGGAGUCACCAUCCGAGAAGGAAAAGCCCGUAACAAGGAGGUAUGUGUUUGAUAACUCAAAGAUUUCCGUUCUCCAAUCUGAAACAUCCAGUUCACUUGUUCCAAAACCAACAAGGGUAGAAGCCGUUUCAGCACUCAUUUGGAAAUGUGCAAUUGAAGCAUCGUCAAAGUCGUCACCAAACACGUUGUGUUCUAGUCCAAUAAGGCCAUCCACGUUUCGUCUAGCAGUGAACUUGUGCAAAAUGGUUACGCCGCCCUUUCCAGAUAACAUGGCUGGGAAUUUUUCUCUUUCGGCUAUAACAAAGGCUGAAGAGAGUACUUCCAAUGUGUUGGAUUUAAAAGACUUGGUUGUUAAAAUCCGGGCCGGGAUUGAAGAAAUGAAAGAAGCUGCUACAAAAGUAUUUGAUCCUAAUGAGGCAAUGCAAGUGUUGACCGAAUACCUGACAAUCCCACUGAAAGAUCAGGAGAUUGAAACUUAUUACUGCUCCAGUUGGUGUAGGUUUCCUUUCUAUGAAACAGAUUUCGGAUGGGGAAAGCCGUCAUGGGUGAGCGGUCCUAGUCUUGUAGUAAAGAAUAUGUUUCAUUUGGUGGACAAAAGAGAUUGCAAAGGGAUUGAAGCAUGGUUGACUCUCAGCGAAGAGAAGAUGGCAUUAUUUGAAGGCAACAUGGAGCUGCUGGCAUAUGCUUCUCUGAAUCCAAGGGUCACCUACUGAGUUUGGCACUUGGUAGACAAUAAUCCUCUUCUCUCCUUGUCUUUAAUUUUGUGUUUUCAAUAAAUAGUGGAUCACUGGCUUUUGGUGAUAGCCAGCUUGUUCCUCUAGCCCAAUAAGAAAUUGUGGGAAUAAAGUAGCGUUCGAAUUGAAAA